ACACGUGAAAUGUGUUAAGAGUUCCGGGAUAUCACUGAGAAGCACACGAGUUCAUAUAGACAAGUGUGGAGACAGUUAAUUAUUUAUUCAUUUGUCAUGGAAGAAGUUAUAGGUGACAGUGUACGCUGGGUGGUGCCAAAAAAAAGCUUAGCUCACUAUGUCCUUCUGCCGAGAUGAACCAGGCGUGAGAUGUCAGAGCAGACGACGGUUUCUUAGGCUCAAAACUUAAAUCAAGUCGGAACUCCGUUACAAUGGGGGUCAUUGGCUGUAUGAGAUGCUAAUGAUGUGUAUUUGGGGCAGGUAUGCAUUAGGAUCUGUAAUGAUGGUGGGUGUAGCUCCAGAAUACCUUGGAGUCUGGUUGGUGUGGCGUGGGGUGAGCCUUGCCCUUCCUCCCUGGGUCUACCAGUGGGGUGAUGAUAAGCUUUACUCCCUCUACCAACGUCUUGUUCUCUUCUUCUUUGAAACGUGCACCAGGGUCGAGGUGGUGAUGUAUGGUGAUGCUGAUGAAGCACUGAAGAAGAAGGAGAGUGUACUGUAUCUCGCUAACCAUCAGUCAACAGUGGACUGGUUGAUAGCAGACAUGGUAGCACUAAGGGGUGGGUCCCUGGGUCACUUGCGCUAUGUAAUGAAGAACACCUUGCAGCUCAUGCCCCUCUAUGGCCACUACUUUUAUGCUCAUGGCUGCAUCUAUGUCAAACGAGGAAACUUUAACCAGGGGAAGAUGAUUGCUUCUCUUGACUACCUCAGAAAUCCUAAUAUACCGACUUGGCUCAUUAUCUUCCCUGAAGGGACUAGAUACUACCCUGGCACACCCAAGGUGAUCCAGAACUCUGAACAGUUUGCCAGAGACCACAACCUUCAGAUUGCUUGCAAGCGGAACACUGUUACAGCCGAUGUGGGGGGAAGAGCAGGCCAGGGUGCUGCAGUCCAAAGUCUAAUACUUCAGCAUCACCUGGUGCCAAAAGUAAAGGGAACCUGGUUAGUGACCAAGCAUCUUCAUGACAAGUUUGAUGCACUGUAUGAUGUAUCUGUAUUUUACGAAGGAACUGUUGAUCAGUCAGGUGUGAGAGGCAAUGCACCACAACUUAUAGAAUUUCUGUUGGGCAAGUGUAAAAGGGUUCACAUUCAUAUACGCCGCAUUCCCAUGAGUGAGGUGCCGCGAGAAGAGGACAGUCUUAGAGCCUGGCUACAUAACUUGUAUGCUGAAAAAGAUAAGCUGGCAGAGCACUUCUUUUCCAAGGAUGCAACACAGAGGGCUACUGUGCAGAAGACGCUCGGAGGCAGAGUUUCCCAUUUGGGGCUCUGGUCUACCCUUUCUUCCUUCAUAUUUUUUACAGCCUUGUCAGUGCCCUUUUUGUGCACAAAGAUGGGACAUCAACUCUAUCUCCAUCUACUUAUGUAUGGCACCAUGGGUUCCUAUGCGUGGUUGGCCAUACGCUCUGUUUGCUAGUGCCAUCAGGAGGAAUAGUGAUAUGCACAAAUUGGAUCUUGACCUCAGUGUACUUAUGGCUGUCAAAGGAAUGAUUGGCUGGUUGGUGCUAUUUAGGAUCACAUAUUUUAUUACCUUUUAUAGCUGAACAUGCUUUACUAGAGGCAAACAAAUUUAAGUAUCUAUUCUCCCUUGAUGAUGGUAAAUAUAUUACUGCAUAUAGUCUGAAAUAACUUUCCAUAGGAACUGAACGCAUUGGAAAUACUGACAGCUUCAUUUAGGUAUUGUAUUUUGUUCCAAAGUGAAGCCUAAAUGACUCAGUGAAGGCUCUUAUUUGGGAAUCAGAAAUUAAUGCAGUAUAAUAAAAUGCCUACUAGUAAAGUCAAUAAAUAUAAAUUUGAUAUAUAAAAACGUAAAACAAAAUUAGUGUGUAAGGAGUGCAGCUGUAUGUGGAAUGCUGUAGGUAAACAAAUAUUUUUUGUAUGAUAUUAAUGUUGGUUGUAUUUUUUUCCUCCUACUUUUAGUCACUUUAAGUCUGGACUUUUAGUGUUUUAGAAUUUUGGAAAAUUCAGUCAUCUUUUUCAAUAGUACUGCUAGUUAUAUACAUGUUAGGUGAAAGGAGACAUAAUUCUUAGAUUACUAAGAUGAUAUCUUUUGUGUUACACAAUCUUGUUAAGAAGAAAAGAAAGCAAGCAACAUUGAAUUUGUUAGUGUUUUUUAUCAUGAGAAGCUUUCAUAAAAAUUAUAACAUUUUACCUUUAUCAUUAGUUUACAAUAAAGUUAAUGGAGUGAAAAUGGAAGUGCACCAAUCUGACAGAUUAUGACAAUCCUACACAACUUGUAAGCUAAGGACAAGUGUAUGUAAAUUGUGGAUUGGUACAUUUCUCCCCUCUAACAAAGAUUGUCAUUAACUAAACAAAGGCCAAGCAUCUAACCAUCAUACCUCCAGCUACUAAGAUGCAUUUUCCAUUUAUAAACUAAGAAACAAAGUCAUAUGUAUGUAUGUGCUGUUGCUUCCUGAGUUUUUUUAUUUUUUAUAUUUUUUUAUUUAUUUUUUUAUUUAUUUAUUUUUUUCUAACAUCUUACUUUAUCAGAUAUGCUGACAUGUGUCAUUUGUGGUGGUCAUUUCCUUUGCACUGUUUUCCUGCAUGAAUUUGAUGUGUUUCAGCAAAGAACAAAUGUUAGAUAUUUUUAAUGUUCUUCAUACUUCAGUACUAUGUAUUCAUUGAGAAUGGUAAUGAAGGUAUUAAAGUUCCUGUUUGGCUUUGAUCUUCAUGCUGAUAUUGGGACUCCUGUUUAGAUCUUAACUAUACAGGAAGUGCUGCAUUUACACUCGCACUUAUAAGUAACAUCACAGUUUAUGUUACCUUUCAUUCAGAUAUUGAUACAUGAUAGUCUUGGAGAUCUACUGAAAUAUUAUAUCUUGCAAUGAGUGUCACUAUUUUAAAGAACUAGUAAUGUAAUUAAUUACACAUAAAUUCUAAGAGAAUAAAAGUACUAGUAGUCAUAAGAAAACAACCAUCACAUUGUGCUGUCUUAUGAAGGGGUGUCAGAAUUAUUAACAGGCAGGGUUCUUAUUUAUGAAGCAAUAAUAACUCCAGUUUAAAAAGUAAAAUUUAAAUUUUUUUUCAUUUUUCAUGAAAAUUUUCACUUAUGAAUUACUUUAAAAAAUAAUUAUUAUGUAACCUAAUUUAUGAUUACAUAAUGUUGACACUUAUUUACUUGAUGAUAUCAUGGGACAGGAAAUUCAACUGUUAAUGCACAACACCAUGGAUUCUCAAGCUUACAGGAACAACUCUACUAUUGAUGCUCAGUUCCAGUCUUGCAUGGCUUUAGUACCAGCCAGUGUUUCACCACCAGAGAUAUCCUGAAUACUUAAAAUGAAUUAUAUAACAGUUUAAUAAAUAAAAUAUAAAAAGUCCUUUAGCAAGAUGUGGGUAGAGAUUAUUAAUUAGAUUAUAACAUGCUCAUAUAGAAAAUCAGUAUCACUUGCUAAAAUAUUUGCUUAUAUUUCAGGAGCUGAUGUAACAAAUUAAUGUUCUCAAAAUCAAAUCAAUAAUUAUUGUGAAACAUAAUAAAGUACUCAUAGUAGUACUUCAUAUACGAAGAGCUAAUCUUAAAGAUUUGUGUGAGAGAGAGAGAGAGAGAGAGAGAGAGAGAUACUGUUACAUCAAAUACAUGCAUGUGAAACCA
Scylla paramamosain (green mud crab) is the source of this 3622-nucleotide messenger RNA. RefSeq names its product 1-acyl-sn-glycerol-3-phosphate acyltransferase epsilon-like. Bases 275 to 1450 code for a protein of 391 amino acids. The record is from RefSeq and is a predicted model, not a curated record. NCBI's taxonomy places the organism in Eukaryota, Metazoa, Arthropoda, Malacostraca, Decapoda, Portunidae. The transcript is spliced from 9 exons. Gene Ontology annotation, molecular function: acyltransferase activity. Gene Ontology annotation, cellular component: mitochondrion; endomembrane system.